This is a messenger RNA of Lasiosphaeria miniovina, 934 nucleotides long. RefSeq lists its product as uncharacterized. Bases 11 to 781 code for a protein of 256 amino acids. Lineage: Eukaryota; Fungi; Ascomycota; Sordariomycetes; Sordariales; Lasiosphaeriaceae. The transcript has a single exon. The record is from RefSeq and is a predicted model, not a curated record.
CGAGCACGGGAUGCCGGCGGGCUCCUACAGCGGCGCGCACACGUCCAUGACCACGUCCCAGUGGGACGUGGUGACGAGCAGCCGCAGCACGUCGCACGGGUGCAGCACGUGCGGCGGCGCCGAGUCCCGCCGCACGCAGAUCUACCACGGCGCCACCGAGGUCGUCAUCGACAAGUACGCCAGCGUCAUGCUGCUGCCAACGCUGCUGAUCCGCCGCUUCAACCCCAUGACCAGCCUGCAGGCGCCCUCGGGCCUGCUCGACAACGUCAAGGCCCUGCUGGGCCGCAAGGGCGGCAGGAACAGCCUCGGCCGCACGGCCGAGCACGUCGUGCACCUGGCCGUCGGGCUGCUGGACGUCUCGCUCGGCGUCGCCGGCCUCGCGAGGAACCCCGCAGCCCCCGAAGCGCUAUACGACGCGCUCAGUGACCCGGCCGCGCCCAUGACGUUCGAUAACUACCUGACGCUGUUUCUGCUGUUCUGGUUGUUGGGCGCUGUGCUGCUGGUCUGCAUGAUCCCGCUGCGCAGCCAAAGGAGGAGCAUCCAGAUGUUUGGUUGGCCGUGGAUGGUCGCCUUUGUCGUGGCUAGCCUGGCGAAUCUGGUCUUGUUUGGUCUCGGAUGCUGGAAGAUUGAUGCCGCGAGGCGCGCGGGUGCCGACUGGACGCCCAUGUUGACUUACUGGAUCGGCGGCGCGAGCGCCAUCGGGUUGCCUAUGUGUGGCGUGGACGUGUUUCAUACGUUUGGCGUCGUUGGGUUGAUUUUCAUGCUGAUACACACUUUUUAGACUCCUCGAACACGCCGUCAUGAUGAAUCUGAACUCAACUCUAGACGUCAGCUUCUUCUCUCUUCUCCAAGCAUUUAGAUCCAACAAACAAGGAUAGAUACCAGACCAAAUAGACAUUUAAAACAGCCCGGGCCGUCGCUCAUGAAAUGGCCA